AAGAGAAGAAGGAUUUGUGACUUCAACCCUUUGAGGGAUGGAACUGCCGUUAUAAGUGUGACAAACCAUGAUUGCUAAAAGGGAAGCGUUUAUUCUUCUAGAAUACUAUUUUUUUUAUGCGCUGCUGAUUAGUAUACAUAGCUCCAUGUUUUAAAGUUUCCUUUAGAAUCUACACUAGCGCUUUCUUACUUCAAUUAGCUCAAACAUUUAAAUUGAUGAGAAGAACGAUUUCGUUCAAUUUAACUUUGUCCUUAAGAACUCAAUGAAUCAAUUGAAUUAUUAGUGAAAUAGUUUUUCUCACUUAACUAAGAAAAGUACACCAAGCUUUGCUAUUACGAACGCUCUGGUGUACACUUAAGAAUUAGUUGACUAUUAUAGGUACUAAUAAUAGUAGAGUAGUAAGAAUUUAUGUAUACCUAUAUAGAAAUAUUAUUAAAGUUUAUUUUUCGGUGGGAAUUAAAAAAAUCUUUUGCGUAAAGUAAUAGGAAAAACAAUAUCUAGUUCCUGUAUAUGCUAACUAGAACCACAGACAUACUUCAAGGAUAACAAACUAAGGUUAUUUUUACUUAUUAACCACACUUUUUAUAAUUGUUUUUAUAUUAAAAAUAACACGUUUAAUAUCUUCUAUUAAGAAUGGGCAAAAUGUCUAAAGAUAAACGUGAUAUAUACUAUCGGAAAGCAAAAGAACAAGGUUGGCGAGCUAGAAGUGCAUUUAAACUGUUACAAAUCGACGAAAAAUAUAAUAUUUUUGAAGGAGUUACCAAAGCAGUGGAUUUGUGUGCAGCACCAGGAAGUUGGAGCCAGGUACUUUCAAGAAAACUUUAUUUAGGAGAAACUAUUAUUAUUAGAGAUAAAUGUAGCUUAUUUUAUAAUGAAAUUGAAUUGCAUCAAAAGUUGGAGAGCAUGGAAGAAUAUGAAUUACUCAAAAAUGAUAAUGUAAAGAUUGUAGCUGUUGACUUACAACCAAUGUCGCCGCUUCCCGGUGUCAUACAGAUACAGGGCGAUAUUACAAAAUAUUCAACAGCACAAGAAAUUAUUGGACACUUUAAAGGUGAUCAUGCAGAUAUUGUAGUUUGUGACGGAGCCCCUGAUGUGACUGGACUACAUAAUUUGGAUAUAUACGUUCAAGCACAAUUAAUAUUAGGUGCUUUACAUAUUAGUUGCAAUGUUUUAAAACCCGGUGGUACUUUUGUAGCAAAAUUAUUCAGGGGAAAAGAAAAUGAUUUAUUAACUAACCAGUUGUUGUCUUUAUUUCAAGAAGUUGAUAUAACAAAACCAAGCAGUUCAAGAAAUUCAAGUAUAGAAGCAUUUAUUGUUUGCCGAAAAUAUACUCCUCCAGAAGGCUUUGAUCCUAAACUUUUAACUCCGUAUUUGGAUGUAUCACACCGUGAUUUCAAUUCACUUACAGGUAUAAACAGAGUUUUAAUACCAUUUAUUGUAUGUGGAGAUGUCAGUGCUUUUGAUUCAGAUACAACAUAUCCAUUACAAUUAAAAGGUGAGCAACCUUAUCAAUAUAGACUUCCUGUUCAGCCUCCAAUUAAUCCUCCAUAUGCAUCUCGAAGUAGUUUAAGUAAAGAUAACCAAUUGGAUCAUUAUCUGAAAAAAAUUGAUGACGCUGUUAAACGAGUUGGUAUUGGGGCUAUGAAAAUCUCUAAUAAGACCACUGUUUUGAAGAAAAUAGAUGAAGACAGUUCCAGUGAGGAAGAAUGUAGUAAGCCUCAUGUAACCAAACCUCAAACUAUUCUUGAUAAUGGUCCUUACUUUGAUUUACUUCAAAAAACAACUAAAAUAAAGAAAUAUUCAACUAAAAAUAAUGAAGUAGAAUCAGUACAGGAUGAAGCAGCUGGACUUCAAUUUAUCUAUGAAGAUGAAUACACCGAUCCUGAAAUCAUACAGGAAUGCUUAGAAAAAAUGAAAAUUUCAGGAAGAUCGCCUACUUGUAAUUGUAACUAUUUUGAUUAAGCAUUAAAAUUUUUGAAUUCAUUAAUUUAUGAUUUUAUACAAUUAUUAGAUACAUACAAAUUCAAAAGUAAAUUUAAAAUAAUUUAUAGAAAUUAUAUGCAACACCAAAUUUUUCAGUUUCAAAAUAAAAUAUUUCAAAUUGUUUCUGUUUGGGAUAUUAUUUUCUAUAGCAACUAAUUUGUUAUUUAAUGCAAUUGAAUCAGUCUGCUUUUUUCUCAGUUAUCAUGCUAUUGAGGAUUUAUGAAAAAAAUUUUUCGUUUUUAGACAUAAUAUGUAUAAUGAAUUUCAACUUUCAAAUAUUUAUGUGUGUAUUUCAUACAUUUUACAUACAUUUUUUUUUGCUUUGUAAGUCCAUUAAUCUAACAAGUAAAAAUUUUAUAAUAUUCAUUAAAAAAGAAAUAAAUAUUCCCCAAUUCUUACUGCAUCAGUACAUUUCUAAGAUGAGUGCUUACACCUAUUUGUUGAAUGAAUAUGUACCAAAUAAAAAUAUUCCAAAUUAAAAAAA
Messenger RNA from Diorhabda sublineata, 2467 nucleotides. Its product is annotated as putative tRNA (cytidine(32)/guanosine(34)-2'-O)-methyltransferase. The transcript is spliced from 2 exons. The coding region runs from base 634 to 1962 and encodes 442 amino acids. Gene Ontology annotation, cellular component: cytoplasm. Gene Ontology annotation, molecular function: tRNA methyltransferase activity. Lineage: Eukaryota; Metazoa; Arthropoda; Insecta; Coleoptera; Chrysomelidae. The record is from RefSeq and is a predicted model, not a curated record. Gene Ontology annotation, biological process: cytoplasmic translation; tRNA methylation.